This is a messenger RNA of Rana temporaria (common frog), 2798 nucleotides long. RefSeq names its product sterile alpha motif domain-containing protein 12-like. NCBI's taxonomy places the organism in Eukaryota, Metazoa, Chordata, Amphibia, Anura, Ranidae. The transcript has 5 exons. Gene Ontology annotation, molecular function: protein binding. Gene Ontology annotation, cellular component: cytoplasmic side of plasma membrane. The record is from RefSeq and is a predicted model, not a curated record. Bases 553 to 867 code for a protein of 104 amino acids. Gene Ontology annotation, biological process: cell surface receptor protein tyrosine kinase signaling pathway.
UGGCUGUCUGUGUGCCCAGGGCGCUGUGAUUACGGAAUCUUCUGGAAGUGGUAGCGCCAUGUGCACCCGGGGAUUGGCCUGGAAGCAGAUGGUGAAGGUGUACAAGUCCCGUCAGGUAGUCGGCACGCUGUCUCUGUAUGAUUUCCGGUAUUCAGAGGAGGAGUGCAGCCCUUAGGCUCUGUAAUCUACCGUCCCAUCCCACAGCCAGCCCAGGAAUGUCAGGGGAGAGGCGGGGCGUCCAGGUGAGGACAGAGUCCUGUGCACACCGAGAGCAAUCCCUGCUGUCAUCUCACUAGGAGAGAGUGCAAGCUCUGCGGGCGAGCAGACACCGGAUUGCCCUUAUAGCAGCACGCAGGAAAGGGUGACGGGAAAUCUGGCUUCCAGUCCACGACCUCCUCUGUCCCAUCGCCUGGGAAUGUCGCAUGGUGCCGGGAAUUGCAGACAUAUUUACACUCCAUUGGCUCCAUACUGGAGAGGAGAAUAAGGAGGAUUGGAUGAAGCUUGUGAUAGGCCCGGUAAUCCAGGAGGCGAAGGAAUAUACAGCAGGGAUCCAUGGCGGAGCGCUUGAAGGAUUCAGACUCAGAAGGGUCGGACGACGAGAUCAUCUGGGAGAAGCCAGUUAGUGAUUGGACGGUGCAGGAUGUGUGCUCCUGGCUCCAGUAUGGACCCCUACAGAACAGCGCUGGGCUCCUCCAGGCAGCUUACACUCAUCAAAUCUCAGGUCGAGCUCUGCUUAGGCUCUCCGAUGACCUGCUGCAGCGGAUGGGGGUUCAUCAGGAGAGUAUGCGUAGGGUGAUAUUGGUGGAGGUCCUGGAGCUGAAACUGCAGCAAGAGUUACAACAACUGCUGCUCAUCACUGAAGAAUGAAGCUGGGAAGAUCUGACCAAUCACAUCGCUGAAGCCGCUGAAACAUUAGAAGUGUUUAUGUUACAAAGUGUUAUAUGAGGAGAUCCUACCGACGCCAAAACCCCGAUCAGGGUCUGGUGCCACUCUAAUAUACAGUAUAUAACUGCCCAGAAGGGUGCAGAGUUUGGUACAAGUCCAAUAUACAGGGUAUAACUCCCUAGAGGAGUGUAGGUGGUAGGUAGGUGGAGAGUGCAAUAUACAGUGUAUAUCUCCCUAGAGGAGUGUAGGUGGUAGGUAGGUGUAGAGUGCAAUAUACAGUGUAUAUCUCCUGAGAAAGGUACAGGGUCUGGGGCCAGUCUAAUAUACAGUAUAUUACUCCCUAGAGGUAUGUGUGUGUGUAGGUGGUAGGUAGGUGUAGGUUGCAGAGUAGGGUGCUAGUCCUGUCUGCAGUAUAUAACUUCUGAAAAGGGUGUAGAGUCUGGUGCCAAUUUUAUCUACAGUGUAUAUCUCCCAAGAAAGAUACAGAGUCUGGUGCCAGUCCAAUGGGCAGUGUAUAUCUCCCCAGAAAAGACCAGUCUGGUGCCAGUCCAAUGGGAAGUGUAUAUCUCCCCAGGAGAGACCAGUCUGGUGCCAGUCCAAUGGGCAGUGUAUAUCUCCCCAGGAGAGACCAGUCUGGUGCUAGUCCAAUGGGCAGUGUAUAUCUCCCCAGGAGAGACCAGUCUGGUGCCAGUCCAAUGGGCAGUGUAUACCUCCCCAGGAGAGACCAGUCUCAUGCCAGUCCAAUGGGCAGUGUACAGCUCCCCAGGAGAGACCAGUCUGGUGCCAGUCCAAUGUGUAUAUCUCCCAGGAAAGACCAGUCUGGUGCCAAUCCAAUCGGCAGUGUAUAUCUCCCCAGGAGAGACCAAUCUGGUGCCAGUCCAAUUGGCAGUGUAUAUCUCCCCAGGAAAGACCAGUCUGGUGCCAGUCCAAUGGGCAGUGUAUAUCUCCCCAGGAGAUACCAGUCUGGUGCUAGUCCAAUGGGCAGUGUAUACCUCCCCAGGAAAGACCAGUCUGGUGCUAGUCCAAUGGGCAGUGUAUAUCUCCCCAGGAGAGACCAGUCUGGUGCCAGUCCAAUCUGCAGUAUAUAACUGCCCAGAAGAAUAUAGGGGGGUAGGUAGGUAGAUGUAGGGUGAAGAGCCUGCCUGCUACCAGUCUAAUAUGCAGUAUAUAACAACCUAUCGUAUGUAGGUAGGUAGGUGUAGGAUACAGAGUCUGAUGCUAGUCCAAUCUGCAGUAUAACUGCCCAGAGGUAUGUAGGUGGUAGGUAGGCGUAGGGUGAAGUAGAAUCCAUAGCCUGCAGGUCACCAUGAGUGGUGUGUAAGACGUGUACAGAUAAGUGGUGUCAAAAUCCAUACUGGAGCUGGGCUGGGCAUCCAAUAAUAAGUCAGGACGCCCCCCCCCCCUUCACACAUAUUGGUGAAAACCCUUUCCAUAUAUUAUACCGGGUGUGCCACCUCUGGUGCCAGGUGACCUCUUGCCCUCAAAGAACACUCCAGAAUUUGGGAGUCAUCAUCUCCUGGGACAGGUCUGAUGUUGCGCAGAUAACCGCCCCCCAAAAAUUCCUUCUAGUCCUUGCCACGUACGGGGAGAUCUUCUACUGACUCACAAGGGCCCCCGUGUGCCCAGAGGUGCCCAAAGGUCUAGAAGGAGAAGAAGAAGAAGAAGAAGAAGAAGAAGGUUUUUCUUUGGGAAUAAUAAAGUCCUUCAAUGUUUCCAAUUAUUUGUUUCACCGGGAAAAAAAGGACCAUUCUAGAAUAAAACAGACAAAGACGAAACAUGUUGAGGGAGCAUGAUGGAUCCAGCAUAUGAAACGUGUCGCUCUGACCCAGGAAGAGAGCGAUCCGGUAUUCAGUGUAUAUAAGGGAAGGAUUUGUGUCAGAGAUACAUUCAAUAAACAAUCAGCUUUGUGGUAA